Strongylocentrotus purpuratus (purple sea urchin) is the source of this 961-nucleotide messenger RNA. Its product is annotated as tyrosyl-DNA phosphodiesterase 2-like. The record is from RefSeq and is a predicted model, not a curated record. NCBI's taxonomy places the organism in Eukaryota, Metazoa, Echinodermata, Echinoidea, Camarodonta, Strongylocentrotidae. Bases 223 to 594 code for a protein of 123 amino acids. The transcript is spliced from 2 exons.
UAGUAAUGGAAACAGCAGGCAGUACUGUAAAACUUAUACUUAUUUUAUUACGCAGAAGAAUCAGAUCAUGGGUAACAUAGAAGCGAAAGAAACCAUAGCCAAGAUGCCUGAAUCUACCGAGACAACAGAAUCAUCAUCGGACUCCAAUAAAGUAACGUCGACAUCGUUGAAGGCCAAGGCGCCAUCAUUGAGUGCGACAUCGAAACGACUUCGUCUGGUGACAUGGAACAUUUACGGACUGGGCAACCGAGACACUUUAGCGAGGACAAGUGCAGUAUAUGUGACACCCUAGAAAGUCUUUUCCCCGAUGUCAUCUUCCUCCAAGAGAUUAUCUCUAAGACACUUCAUUUCAUCCAAGAUCGUUUGGGAUCCUUGUACCAACUAGUUCCUGGAGGUGAACAGAAUGCAUACUUCAUCCUCACAUUGGUCAAGCGGUCAUCGGAAAUCAACAUGCUUCACACCAAAAUCCACUCUUUCCCGAACACCAAGCUUGGGAGAAACCUGCUUAUUGUAAAGGUGACUGGACGAUUUCAGAUUGAAGAAGAAUUCCAAAACUUUGGGGUGGUCAUGUCAGUGGGGGAUCUCUUCGUUUAGAGUUUACGCUCAGAUAUUGUAGUUGAGAGAUGCACUCUCAAUAAGAGAUAUUCAACAGCUACUCUGGAACAGAUUCCACUAAACUCGAAUCGAUCCCUAAAAUGACUUGCUGACUAAAAUUUAAAAUUAUUUCUUUUAAUCAAGAGUACAUUAAUAAGUAAAGCUAUUACGCAAUCAUGAUUAUUAUAAUCUGUAUUUGAAUGACACCUCGCUUCAUACCGGGACUGCACCUGGAUUGGAACAAAUGUAAAUUGUAGAUACAUUUUUUGCCGAAUAACACUAAUGCCGCCAGUAGGACUCGAAUUGCGAGACCACGAAAUUUAAUAGCAAACGCUCAUUAAAUGCAUAUAAGCAAAUAAGGAUGGUA